This is a messenger RNA of Acanthopagrus latus (yellowfin seabream), 2729 nucleotides long. It is a transcript of the gene gxylt1b, whose product is annotated as glucoside xylosyltransferase 1b. The coding region runs from base 107 to 1363 and encodes 418 amino acids. The record is from RefSeq and is a predicted model, not a curated record. The transcript is spliced from 7 exons. Gene Ontology annotation, molecular function: UDP-xylosyltransferase activity. Lineage: Eukaryota; Metazoa; Chordata; Actinopteri; Spariformes; Sparidae. Gene Ontology annotation, biological process: protein O-linked glycosylation via N-acetylgalactosamine.
CUGGACCGGAAGUGCGCCGCCCCAGCAGCCUCUAGCUUCCCAGUCCUGAUGAACGCUAGAUGGUGUGUCAUGACUUUAGCUCCGAGUUGCGUUUACAAACUCCAUAAUGCGGCGUUACAUUCGUGCACUAUUGCUGUGCACAGUGUUUGCCGUGUUUUCGGGCUUGUUUGUUUACAGUAAGCUGGUUUACUCGGACGCGCCGGUCGGUGGGAACGGACCGAAGAGGGGUCUCAGCCCACCGAGAGUCCCCGGAGGCAGGCGAGGGGCCGCGGACAAAACUGGGCCCCAAAGCCAGCACUGGUACAAUAGGUACAUCAUGCGUCAGCAGGGUCAGUUGGAGGCGGGUGGUGGCGGCGUGCAGAGCAGACCGGAUCCUGCCAUGCACCUGGCUGUGGUGGCCUGUGGCGACAGGCUCGAGGAGACUCUUACCAUGAUCAAGUCCGCUGUGCUUUUCAGCAUCAAGCACAUCUACUUGCACAUUUUUGCUGAAGAUCAGCUUCAUGCCAGUUUCAUGGAAGCUUUGGAGUCAUGGCCUGGUUUUAUUCACUCCAAGUUCAACUAUACAGUCUACUCCAUCAGCUUCCCCAGUGAGAACGCAGCAGAGUGGAAGAAACUCUUCAAACCCUGCGCCUCUCAGAGACUCUUCUUACCUCUAAUCCUAAAGGACGUGGAAUCCGUUGUGUAUGUUGACUCAGACAUCCUCUUCCUGCAGCCUGUAGACCGCCUGUGGGAGUUCUUGUCCCAGUUUAAUUCCUCCCAGCUGGCAGCCAUGGCCCCGGAGCACGAGGAGCCCCGCAUUGCCUGGUACAACCGUUUUGCCCGACACCCCUUCUAUGGCAGGACGGGCAUCAACUCAGGAGUCAUGCUCAUGAACAUGACAAGGAUGAGGAGCUUUUUCUUCAAGAAUGACAUGACAUCUGUGGGGCUGCGCUGGGAGGAGCUGCUGAUGCCUCUUCUUCAGAAGUACAAACUCAACAUAACCUGGGGAGACCAGGACCUUCUCAAUAUCAUUUUCUCUCACAACCCAGAGUGCCUGCUGGAGUUUCCGUGCCGGUGGAAUUAUCGUCCAGAUCAUUGUAUCUACGGCAGUAAUUGUGCAUCUGCUGAAGAAGACGGCAUCUACAUACUGCAUGGAAACAGAGGGGUUUACCAUGACCGCAAACAGCCUGCCUUCAGGGCUGUUUACGAGGCCAUAAGAAAGUACUCUUUUGGUGCAGAUCCAGUGACUUCUUUGCUAGAACCUCUAGAGGAGGAACUAAUGAAGACGACACACACUUACUGCGGUAAAACUCACCCGCUAUUCACCAAGAAACUGGCGCACAGCCUGGCAGACGUCAACAGGAAGGCCCCGAGUGGACGAUGACAAAAAUGUAUCACAGUGAUUGGGCUAAAAGGCCGACAAGAAAGACACUGUGCCUUAGCCGAACGUUUACAAGCGUGGUCAGAACAUACAUAUUCGUCCUCGAGCAAGAAACUAAACAGCUUACUUCUAAUCUUGCCAGCUGAACCCUGCUGUUUAAAGCAGGGCUUUUUUUUACCAGUAUACAACAAAAACAUAACCACUACAGAUACAAGCUUUUUGAGUUGUCAAAAUAUGCAAACACUACUUUGUGGACAACUAAUGCAUGAAGCUUUUGGCUUACUUCGAUGAACCAUUAACAAGAUAGUUUGUCUCAGACUGAGACUAAAAACUGCUCACCUCUUGUAAGUUGCUCUGCGUAAGAGUGUGAUGUGAAUACCUGAAAUGUGCUGAAACUUCCAGGCCAGAUGGCCUUGUAGAACUUAGUGUAGGAAAAUAUUUACUACACAUAUAACCUUGGAUUUGUUUUCCAGGUACUCUGACAGACUUUCCCUUUUCAUAUUUUACCGACAACUUGGGUUUGUUGUUUUUUUUCUAAACAAGCAACCAUCUUGUCUCUUCUUGAACAUUAUUCACCAUGGUGCACAAAAGAUGUGUAAAAGUUUGACUUUCCAUAUUGGAGAAUUUAUUGAACCUUGUGAAACACACUAUUAAAAGAGACAAAAUCAUAUCAGAGCUGGACGAAGGCUUUCAGCAGGGCCCAUAUAUCAGAGACGUGUGCACUGGGCCACUUUGAACCUUUAGAAACCACUUCAUUACCAACAAGAGCUUUAUGGCAAAAUAUCUCUUGUGAUUUUGGCAAGGGUUGUGCAUAUGAACUUUACCAGAGUACUGUUAUUUUAUCUGUUACACAGGCUACCUUAAUAAAAAUAAAUCAAGCUAAACAGGGUGAUUAACACAGUGUAUUUUUCACAUAUACAUGUGUCACUCCCACUGAGAAAAGGUCAUUUAUAUGUUGUAUGAUAUCAGUCUACGUAUAUUUCCUUAUGUUUCAUGAACACUACUGAGUCAUCUCUAUGUACUCCUUUUUAAAAAGGUUAUGUUGUGUCAGUCUAGACACGCAGCUAUGCUAAAAAUCCUGUGUGAUCGUAAGAUUACGACACGCAGUACAGACAGCAUGCAUUGCUGUGAACAUGUGAAUAAGCUACAAGUUUCUCUCCUGAUGCCAAAGUAUUUCUUUUUUAUUAUCAUAAUGACGGGUUCUGAACCGUUGAAUGUAUUUUAAACACUUAGGGUUGAAAUCAAAUUGUUGUUAUCAGUGCUUUGUUGGUAUGUUUGUAAUGUCGGCUAUAUUUUGUGAUGUGUUUACUGGUUUAUAUGUCCUUGUGCUAUAAACAAUAAAAUUGAACUUUUUUUACAUUAACCACCA